AUGGAUGAAUCACCGGUUGUCCGGUCAGCCAUUGGGUCGGCCAUCGCCUGUCUCCAUGUAGACCGCACUGCACCGUAUCCCCUCUGCCCCAUCGUUGCAAUGCACACCCUUCUCUACCAGCUGUUGCCCACCAUGUUAUCAGACGGAUCGAACCAGUCCGUUGCAGCUGCAGUGACUUGGACUUGUGACCUCUGGCUCUCGCUUCUCGAAGGGUUGAAGCUCAGGCUGGCUAAUGAGAGGAAACUGCGCUCUCUGUGAGUUGACGUUCCUGUGCGUAAAAGUCCAUCAUCCUCUCUCUUCCUGCGGACGGGCGAAAUUGGCCGUGAUUGUAAAUGUGCCAAUCGCCGCGUCCAGUCCCAUCUCAAGUCGAUUUAACUCGGACAUGGUGCGACAGGGGGGAGAUAAUCACAGAACCAACACGUACUCAUAAUAAACCAUUUGACAUUAUCUGCACUACCACCAAUCAAUGAUGGUGACUUAGGGCACCUCUCACGCGAUGGGCGGCGGCUUUAUACGAUGUUAGCCACUGCGCCAAAUCUCAGCCCAGGUCGGUUUCCCUCGGACCAACCAGUGGUGUACGAGAGAGGAUACGGGGAGAGACGUCGAUCCACCUGGGGUCCAGCAUCUAACUCUUCAUCACAAACACCCAAAUACCCUUUUAGACUGCCGCGACGUGCUACCAGCCAUGGCUGGGAAAGUUGCCAACUGACUGUAUAACUGGGGCCCCCUUAGAACUGUGGAUCUGGCUACAAUUGCAUCUUCAUUAUUUAGCCUUCAUGGCAUUCUCACCUUCGCUGAAUCCGAGAUUAAUGGGACCUGGUACAUGUAACGUCAUAGGCCGGAUCGUGUGUACAUGCGCAGACGGGCAAUUGUUUUUCUGUCAGCCACUGUGCCCGAGCCCACCUCCAGUCGUUUUUACUCAGUCUUGCCAUCGGAUCCUGGUUGGGGCAAGAAGAGAGAGUGGCAUAGGUGCAGCCUCUUCAUAAACGAAUCCUCGCGCGAAUCGCACCUGUGUCGUUGACUCAUUGAUUGUCGUCGUCGUUCCCAACAGACGAAUCUUAUAAGCCGUAUUUUCCUGAUCGUUACCUCUUCUUGUCGCGUUUAGCUUAUGCAUUUCUUCAUUUAGGAUCUUUCUUUAUGAACCAGACGAGCCUAACCCUCUCUUGGAUCAUCAACUCGUUUUCUCUCUACUGGCAUCAACUCUCGACCACCAUCUCUCCUCCUCAGCAGUAAGUCACCUGAUUUUUUUGAUUUUAACACCCAUCGAUUCGGAAAAUAGGCUCUGCUUCAUAGCUUGUAGUUUAAUUCUAAGCAGCAGCAAUUAUUUUCUUAAACGUGACCUGCCUCCGAGAACGUUUUUGUCACUAAAACGUUCUACUUAUCGUCUGCCAGUAGUUACGCUUUAGAGGUUUGGAACAGUCACUUCCAUUUUAGUUGCCGUCGGCUCUGGGCCAUACUUCCGCCCCAGACUGAUAAUACCUGUCCGACGGGUCAUUGAGCCGAAUCCCCUUUAUUGAACCACGUACCCAUGUUCCAUUGACAGCAGUAGUUGUACGCACUCGCUCCAUCUGAACAUCUGUCGCAUGGUUGUUGAAAUAUACGACGGCCAUACCCUUUACUGUCAAUGGACCUUAUCUCAGUUUAAUCAGGUAAUGAGUGCUAGAACUGGACUUGCAUAAAUUCAUUACAAGACUAAAUUGUUGUCUCUUUACGUUUCCUUUGAAUUGCUGACCUCUUCCCCGCAUAAUAUGUGUUGUCCUGAAAACUUUGCAAUGCUAAUUGAGGUUUACGAGCUUUUUAAGCCAAUGUUUCGCCGUCUUUACAGCCGCCGUAAGGAGCUCAUUUUGUCGGCUUCCUGUGUUCUGAUUGGCAACUUGGUCGCUUCUUGAUUUUAUCCACUACUACUGCUGCUACUAUUACUGCUGCUGCUGCCGCUGCUGUUUCUAUUACCGCCACUUCUUGGCUUUGUCUCUCCCGCAAACUUCCAUAGAAAUUACUGCUAAUUAGUAUUGUCCACUAAUUAAUGAACCCUGCCUUCCCUUUUAUUUAGCGUAGGACUUUCUUGACUAUACUGUCCGUAUGUUCGUUCCUCCUCUGCAAACUAUGUGUGGUGGUUUGUGUGUUCUCCCUGUCCCACCGCAAGUUGCCACUAUCGUUGCUGCCUGGGCUACUGAGAUGUAGCCCAAAUUUCAAACACUGCCCCUCUCGCUUUACUCCUUUUUAGACCGUUUUCCCCACCGCAGCGAUCAAUCGGUUGCUCGCAGUCGUCCUGACGGAUACUCAAUCGCCGUCCACCGGGUCCCCUAGUCUGACCACCAUUGCUACAGACGCGCGGUCCUCCACUCUCUUUUAUUUAGCCUUUUCGGAACGUCUGAUCACGGCCACUUUCUCUCAGAAGCAGCUCCCUAGUGCCACCAUCAACGCCGUCACCAACCCAACGUGA
Molecule: messenger RNA, 2443 nt
Organism: Spirometra erinaceieuropaei
Lineage: Eukaryota; Metazoa; Platyhelminthes; Cestoda; Diphyllobothriidea; Diphyllobothriidae
Source: the annotation of a GenBank genome assembly